UCGGGCAAGUUGACCAUCGCACAGACCGUGGCGGCAUGGUGCUCAGAGCUCGGGUACCUUGGCGCAAGCUUCUUCUGUUCUAGGGACAACCAAGAAUGCAGUGAUAUUCAAAUGAUAUUCCCUACAAUUGCCUACCAGCUUGGUCUGCGUGACUGCAGAUUCCAGGAGAAGAUUGCAGAGGUCAUGAGGCAGGACCCCGACAUCCAGACAUCUCUUGUCUCCCACUAG
Molecule: messenger RNA, 228 nt
Organism: Phanerochaete carnosa HHB-10118-sp
Lineage: Eukaryota; Fungi; Basidiomycota; Agaricomycetes; Polyporales; Phanerochaetaceae
Exons: 1
Source: RefSeq, a predicted model, not a curated record